AAGUCAGUGGUGAGACAGAACAGAGAGUGAGAAAUAACAUCAAGACCAUAAAUAAGGAAUAAACACGAGGGAAGAAGGAAAAAAGAAGGAAAAUAAGACGGACCAGCCAGCCACCAUCAACCUUCUGCUCCGAGGAAAUUAUAAAAAGUUCUUCAAAAUCUUCCUCUAACUUCCUUAUAGUGACCCGUACAAACAUCUAAGUCAAUGGUGAGACAGAACAGGGAGUGAGGAAUAACAUCAAGACCAUAAAUAAGGAAUAAACACGAGGGAAGAAGGAAAAAAGAAGCAAAAUAAGACAGACCAGGCAGCCACCAUGAUGAAUUUCCGCGGUCUCCAUGGUCCCAGCUACUACCCGGGCUACCUGAGCAUGGACGACAUCCUGGCCACGAACGAGAAGCUGCCAUGUAAAUUCGAGAGGACGGUCGUUGGCUUGGGGUUCCUCGACUCCUCAAACCAAAGCAAGGACCUGGAGAAGGGCGCCCAACUGGAGCUUCCCUUCUGGCUGGCGAGUGCGCUGGGGCCUCGACGGAACAUUGUGUCCAGCCAGCUGCCGCGUGUCUUCAAUGAGAGAUACAGAGAGAUCCUCCGCGCUGACGCCAAGCUGGUCGACCUGCACUCCCUCUCACCCUACUUCUACGAGUUCGGCCGCCACCUCCUGCCACUCAUGAAGAGGGACGCCAACGCUCUCGGCAAACUGCUUGUUGAUACCCUAAAGAACAGGCUCCGAGGGGUGAUGGACGCCUCGCUGAACUGCCUGGACGAUGAGGCUACCGGGUACAAGGCCAACCUGGACCAGCUGGAGCGCUACCUCUUCCACACGGGCCGCAAGACUUUCCACGACCACCAGCUCUGGCUCGCACGACGCAGCCACAUCAUCAACGCAAAUGCCAACGCUCACCUCUACGGCAAACGCAAGCUGUCGGAGAUUAGCUAGCGGUGCCUUGGUGUUUGUUGUCGUAUAUCUUCUAUUUUCUGUUUCGUAAUCUUUUCUGUUUUUAUUUUUAUUUUGUCUUUUAAUGUCUACCGUUUUUCCGGCCCUUUGUUUUUAGGGAGUGCAAGUUGUCUGAGAUUAGCCAGCAGUGUCUCGGUCUUUGUUUUCGUAUAUAUCUUCUAUUUUCUGCUUCGUAAUCUUGUCUGUCUUUAUUUUGUUCUGUCGUUUAUUGUUUAGUUUUCCCUUCGCUAUGGUUUUAGGAAGUGCAAGUUGUCCGAGAUUAGCCAGCCGUGUCUCGGUCUUUGUUUUCGUAUAUAUCUUCUAUUUUCUGCUUCGUAAUCUUGUCUGUCUUUAUUUUGUUCUGUCGUUUACUGUUUAGUUUUCCCUUCGCUAUGUUUUUGGGAGUUGUCCGAGAUUAGCCAAGGUUGUCUUCGGCUUUUUAACUUUCUCCUUUUUCAUAUCUUUUCUCUUUCUGGUACAGUUUUUCGCUUCAUAUACCUUUGGGAAUGCGAGCGGUCAUCUGUUUUAGCUUCUCCUCCUCUCCCUUUUCCUCUCCUCUCUGUGUUUUUUAAUCUUUUCCAUCUUCUCUUGUUGUGUCUCCUCUCCUUCAUCUCAAAUCUUUCCUUCUCUUUCUACAAUAAGUUUUCGCCAUAUGUACCUUUGGGAUGCAAGCGCUCAUUUGUUUUUGUUUUCUCUCCUCUCUGUGUUUUAUAAUCUUUUCCGUCUUCUUGUUGUGUCUCCUUCUCUCCUUCCCUUUUCCUGUCUACUGUUUUUACGUUCCUAUAUUUUUGGGAACGCACUGUAGGAAUUAAGUUAGCAUUGUCCUUCUCCUUCUUCCUUCAUCUGUGUUUUAUAAUCUUUUCCAUGUCUGCUUGUUAUGUCUUUUCUUCUCUUUUCAUGUCUACUGUUUUUACGUUCCUAUAUUUUUGGGAACGUACGCUAUCGGAGUUUAGUUAGCAUUGUCCUUCUCCUUCUUCCUUCAUCUCUCUGUGUUUUAUAAUCUUUUCCAUGUCUGCUUGUUAUGUCUUUUCUUCUCUUUUCAUGUCUGCUGUUUUAAUGUUCCUAUAUUUUUGGGAACGCACACUGUCGGAGUUUAGUUAGCAUUGUCCUUCUCCUUCUUCCUUCAUCUCUGUGUUUUUUUUAAUCUUUUCCAUGUCUGCUUGUUAUGUCUUUUCUUCUCUUUUCAUGUCUGCUGUUUUAAUGUUCCUAUAUUUUUGGGAACGUACGCUAUUGGAAUUUAGUUAGCAUUGUCCUUCUCCUUCUUCUUCCUUCUCCUCUCUGUGUUUUAUAAUCUUCUCCAUGUCUGCUUGUUAUGUCUUUUCUUCUCUUUUCAUAUCUACUGUUUUUACGUUCCUAUAUUUUUGGGAACGCACACUGUCGGAGUUUAGUUAGCAUUGUCCUUCUCCUUCUUCUUCCUUCUUCUCUGUGUUUUCUAAUCUUCUCCAUGUCUGCUUGUUAUGUCUUUUCUUCUCUUUUCCUGUCUGCUGCUUUUACGUUCCUAUAUUUUUAGGAACGCACACUAUCGGAGUUUAGUUAGCAUUGUCCUUCUCCUUCUCUGUGUUUUAUAAUCUUCUCCAUGUCUGCUUGUUAUGUCUUUUCUUCUCUUUUCAUGUCUGCUUGUUAUGUCUUUUCUUCUCUUUUCAUGUCUGCUGUUUUUACGUUCCUAUAUUUUUGGGAAUGCACACUAUCGGAAUUUAGUUAGCAUUGUCCUUCUCCUUCCUUCUUUCCCUUCUUCUCCAGGCCUUACAAUAUUUUCACACUUUCUCAUUUCCCAUUUUCCCUUCCUCAAGAUCGAGUACUAUCACAUUAUAUUUUAACCUUGUAUUUUAACCGACCCUGAUAGCCUUUUUAACAAGUCAGCUCAUGUAACCCUUCUGCAGCUAACACCAAUUCUCAUUUUCUUAUGCGUUCUGACAGCCUGCCUCCUUGGUAAACAGUAAAGGAAACUCUGAGGACAGCUAAGGUUGUAAAUAAACUAUACCUGUCCAAACUCUCUAUAAACUACACCAAGGUAAACUAAUCCAGCUAAUACCUGUCUUCAUGAAAUCAAUCCCAUUUCCUUAUGUGUUCUGAGAGUCUGCCUCCUUGGUAAACAGUAAAGGAAACUCUGAGGACAGCUAAGGUUGUAAAUAAACUAUACCUGUCCAAACUCUCUAUAAACUACACUAAGGUAAACUAAUCCAGCUAAUACCUGUCUUCAUGAAAUCUAUCCCACCUUUGCAUUAUAUGAAAGGCGAAAUUUGGGUUACGAGAUACUUAUAGGCAUAGGAAAUAGUUUUGUAAAGGUGUAUAUAAUAAAGUAAUGGAUUUUUA
This is a messenger RNA of Eriocheir sinensis (Chinese mitten crab), 3244 nucleotides long. RefSeq names its product DNA replication complex GINS protein PSF3-like (gene Psf3). Bases 314 to 934 code for a protein of 206 amino acids. Gene Ontology annotation, cellular component: GINS complex. The record is from RefSeq and is a predicted model, not a curated record. Lineage: Eukaryota; Metazoa; Arthropoda; Malacostraca; Decapoda; Varunidae. The transcript is spliced from 4 exons. Gene Ontology annotation, biological process: mitotic DNA replication initiation.